Messenger RNA from Fusarium verticillioides 7600, 1243 nucleotides. RefSeq lists its product as hypothetical. The transcript has 2 exons. The record is from RefSeq and is a predicted model, not a curated record. NCBI's taxonomy places the organism in Eukaryota, Fungi, Ascomycota, Sordariomycetes, Hypocreales, Nectriaceae. Bases 33 to 365 code for a protein of 110 amino acids.
CGCCCGCGCGCAGCGGCAUGAAUUAUGAGUGAAUGAGUGCCCGUGAGGAUGAGUACGGUACUCGAGAGAGUUACCUAUUGGGAGUGGAGGGCGUGUCGUUAACGGUCGGCGUGGUCAUUAUGUCCGAGAAAGCGAGAGAAGUGCUAGAGUGCUCCAUGUUACAGGGAUCGUCCAGGGAGUCGAGGCUAGCAAGGGUUGAGAUGGACCCGCAGAUGAUGGAUGUUGAUGUUCUGUUGAUGGUGAUGGUGUGGAUCCUCUGGAAGUUUGAGGCACUGGAGCGACCUAAAAGUCCGCCCGCGUUUGACGGCGGCGGACUUAAGACAAUGAUUGAAUUUUGGGUACGUACUGAUCGAUCGAUUGAUUGACUGAUUGCUUGUUUGAUUGAUUGUGGUGGUAUGGUAUAGCGAUGAUGAUGAUGGUGAUGGCUGACGGGAGGCUUGGAUGCUUCCCCAACUGCUGGUGCUUACAUUGAACCUAACGGGUUAUCAGUUAGAGUAAACCGUUGGAAAUAUAGAUUGAUUGGGCGCCCAUCAAAAUGAGGGACAACGCGUUCUCAGGGCGCAAGCAAAUUGUACCCAAAACUCAAAGCAUAAGAGCGAGGCUGAUGAGUGUAGGAUGAGGUCUCUGCCAAGCCAUGCCCUUGAUCAGCAUCAGGGUGCGAGACCGAGAACGAGCAUUGAGCGAGCGAGCUAGCUACCUAGGUAGCUACGGAGUACAGUACGGAGCAGUUGCUAGGGCUGUUUUUUUUGGCGAUCCCCUUUCCCCUGUGGCUAUACAACAAUUACCGUCAGCUACGUACGUACGUACGGAGACUGUCACUGAGCGCGUAUUUUGCGUAUAACAUCGAAUCACUCGCAAGGAUCAAACUGUAUCGCUGACUGCCGUACCAGUCUCAGUCUGGCUCUGGCUCUGAUCACGGUUGAACUUUUCAAGGUUCGUUUCUGGUUUCAGAGCACGGCAAAUGGUACUUAAUUGCGCUGCAUAACGCUACACUUACUACACUGCAAUGUACAGUAAGACGGAUUGAUGCUUAUUGUUUGGAGGUGCAGAUGACCCAGUAGAGCUCCUACAAUCUCGGACUUGAUUACUUUGUACAACAAUUCCAACACCAUCACUAGAACAUUGAAAUAAUGCGGCUAUUUCUACGGAUAGAUACGUGUAUAUAUGAUUCUUGUCUUGUUCCUAUAGUCUACUCCCCAGACCGAUCUCGUCAUCGUGCUCGAUCAACAAACAAGUUGCUGAU